AUUCAAAUUUAGUUCAAUUAAAGACAGGGAUCGGCACCGAAAAUACUCGAAGGCAAUUGAAAUAAUAAAAUAAAAUAGAUAUAUAUAUUAUUAAAUAUAUGAGAAAUCAUAUGAUUUUGUUGACGGUUUACUUGAAUGAACUUUACCGUCAACUUAAAACAUGGCGUCAGUGAUAAAAGACAUUGGUGAAAUUUGGAGCAGACUAUUUGAUCAUCGUCCGUUUAUACAAGGUGAAUUAUCAUAUUUUGUACGUGAAUUUGAGGAAAGGCGGGGUGACAGAGAAGUAGAGAGAUUAUUUAAAAUAUUAGAAUACUCUACCGAACUUGAGCAAAAUCAAAUUGAUAGAGCUGAACAACUUGGGGAUUGUCAUUUACCAAGUUUAAAAGCUAAUACUGAUGUGGCACUGACUAUGUGCGAGAGGAUAAUUCAAAGAGAAAAUAAAUUUAAUAGUGAUAAUAAGUUGGCUGAAAACAGAGAACUACGUAAAGAAGAAUGGAAAAAGUUUAUCAAUGAUAUGAGUGAUAAGUGUCGUAAAGUUGAUGCAACAUUUAACGAAAAAGAAGAAGAAUUAAAAAAUUUUUACGCUGACCUAGAAAAAAAACUUCAUAUAAAUCCAUAAACAUUUUUCUAACUUA
This is a messenger RNA of Microplitis mediator, 635 nucleotides long. It is a transcript of the gene Muted, whose product is annotated as biogenesis of lysosome-related organelles complex 1 subunit 5. Gene Ontology annotation, cellular component: transport vesicle; BLOC-1 complex. The coding region runs from base 161 to 619 and encodes 152 amino acids. NCBI's taxonomy places the organism in Eukaryota, Metazoa, Arthropoda, Insecta, Hymenoptera, Braconidae. The transcript is spliced from 4 exons. The record is from RefSeq and is a predicted model, not a curated record.